This is a messenger RNA of Anarrhichthys ocellatus (wolf-eel), 3383 nucleotides long. RefSeq names its product ankyrin repeat and death domain containing 1B (gene ankdd1b). The record is from RefSeq and is a predicted model, not a curated record. NCBI's taxonomy places the organism in Eukaryota, Metazoa, Chordata, Actinopteri, Perciformes, Anarhichadidae. Gene Ontology annotation, biological process: signal transduction. The transcript has 15 exons. Bases 259 to 1920 code for a protein of 553 amino acids. Gene Ontology annotation, molecular function: protein binding.
UCUCUCAAGGGUGUGAGCUGGUACAGCAAACACGGAUCAGCCCCGCGGCGUUGAGAGAAUAGCAGGAGUAGAACUCCACUUCAAGGCUUGCUGUUGUCUAUUUGGAGACAGGAACUGCACAAGAUAUUCUCAUUUUCUGUGGGAUCUGUUUCCUCAGGUAUCUGGUUUGGUUUACUUUCGGUGCACACGUUGGACUGUUAAUUCAAUUGAACCAAAUCCGUCUUGGUCACAUAAAGAGGUAAUUUAAGCGACUUCCCAAUGGAGAGAAGAGCUUUGGAUGUGAAGACGAUGAUCAAGAAGCAUCAACCUAAGACAGAAAAUUUGGACCCUCGGAAGUGGAUGAGAGAGGAGACUGUGAGGGGUUUUACUGACUUCAUAUUGAACAAGCACUCCGAAACAGAGACGGAUAACAGCUUCGACAACAAAGAGAUGUUGCUUGAUGCAGAGAAGCAGUUUAUGGAAGCAGCUAAGACGAAUGAUGUUGUGACCAUGAAGACGCUUGCAAGAGGGCUGAAUGCCAAUGCAAAGAAUGUGGAUGACAGGACUGCCCUUCACUAUGCAGUAGCUGGCAAAAACAAGGAAGCUGUGCAGCUUCUUCUACAGCGGAGAGUCAAGGUGGACCAACCGGACAAGUACGGUGUGGCACCCAUUCAUUUGGCUGCCUGGUUUGGCAGUUUGGACAUCCUGAAAUUAUUAGUGCAGGCCGGGGCUGAACAGAAGGUUGAGAACAAGGAAGGACUGAACAUCAUGCACUGCGCUGCUAUCAACAACCACACUGACAUUGUGGAGUAUAUAGUUAAUGACCUGCAGAUGAAAGAACUCGACAAAGAUGACCAGUCAGGACAACGGGCAUUUGCAUUGGCGGCAGAGCAUGGAUGUGUUAAAAUGAUGGAUAUGCUGAUUGUCCCAUACGACAUGGCCACCAUGAAGGCCAACAAGAGCGGGGACACACCCCUGCACUUAGCUGCCAGGAACGGCCACUCGGAUGCCGUACAAUCGCUGCUGCAGAGCUUUGAUACGCGGGAUGAAGUCAAUAUGGACGGUGAGACAGCUCUGUACCAGGCUUCAGAAAAAAGCCAUGAAGAAUGUGUCCUGAUCCUGCUGGAGGCUGACUGUGACCCCAACAUCCUUACAACGGCCAAAUGCAGCGCUCUCCAUCCAGUUUCAGAAAGAGGAGACACGUCUGUUGUCCAACUCCUCUUAGAUUACAAAGCCCAUACGGACUUCCAGAAUCAGCACCUAGAGGCUCCUCUCCACCUGGCAGUGAAGAACAGUCACAUCCCUGUCAUCCAUUCUCUACUGACAGCUGGCUGCAACAUUAAUGUCGCUGAUAAGAGGUCCCAGACUGUUAUGCAUCUUGCUGCAGAGCUGGCCAGAAUAGAAGUCGUGGAAAUGCUUCUUAAAGCCAGGGUGGAUCUGACCCUCCAGGACAGGCAGGGUAAGACGGCUCUGGGUGUGGCAGUCAGGGCAGACGAGGUGAUUAUUGUGGACAUGAUCAUCAAAGCACAAAGAUACUACGCCUGGAGGAUGGCAAACCCAGAACUUAAUGAGAGCAUUCACAGCGAGAAUCCGCUAACGUUUAAACUCGACCACCGCAACUCGACCAAGCAGCCCCGUUCCAUGGCCUGGCACCUGGCGUACAAGCUUCUGAAAGCAGGAGACUGGAAGAGACUUGCAGAACACUGGGGCUUCAGAAAGGACCAAGUGUCAGCCAUCGAGGAGCAAUGGACAGGUCAGCAGAGCUAUCAAGAGCAUGGGAACAGGAUGCUGCUGAUCUGGCUCCACGGGGAGGAGUUGGCUCAGAAGAACCCUGCUAAAGAACUCUACCAGGGCCUCAUUUUCAUAGGGAACAAGAAAGCUGCAGAUACGAUUCGGAUGGAGACAGACAACUCCAGCAGUAAAAGCUGCAGCAUUUCAUGAGGAUGAACACUGCAACAUAUGGACUGACAAAAACGUCAUGUGUACAUCAUUUUCAACGACUGAUUUGUACAGGAAGUUAAAAUAAUUUAUUUUGAUCAGUAACAUAUGGCUUUGGUUUAUUAAAACAAUCAACCUGUGGUUUUGGACGGUUGCACUCAAUAGAAAAAAAACGAUAAAAUAAAUACUCGCAAUUUUAAGUCAUGCACAGGUGAAACUAUUCUGUUAAAACAUUAUUUCAUAGAAAUAAAUGUCCAUUUUGUAAUUCUAAACUCUAACCUCCAGCGGGUAAUAAUAAAAAACAGUUACUUGUACGUUUACCUGAGUCUAUGAAACACUUUCAUGAGAAAAAUCCUAUUGCUCAAGAAAUCCUACACAUUUAUGUAAGAAAGCUGAAAAAAAAAAACUAAUGACUUGAAACUAAUGCCACGGUAACUAUUUCUUGGAUAGUUACAUAUACUUGUUGAGCAACACUUUCUGUGAGAUACAAGUUUGUGGUUAGUCAACUACUUUGAUGGAGUGUACAUGGCACGUGGUGGUGUGUGUCCUGGAGGAGCUUCUGCCUCCGGUGGAGCUUUGGCCCUGUUGGGAGGAGCGAGGAAACUUAGAAGCCGUGGCCUGACCGAUAGUGAGCUGAAAGAACGAAAGAGACACAAAAGAAAAUGUUCAUCAUGGUUUUUCAGCUUGACAUAACUAAAGAUAUACACAUAAUAACGCGUAGAUAGUAAUACAGUAGUGAUGCAUUCUGUCCCAUACCUGUGUGACAGGAUGAUGGCGUUCAACAAUCACAGAGCUCAUGGGCGGAGCCACACCCAUCACCUGGAGGUUGCUGCGUGCAGCCUUACCGACGUCAGUACGUGCAGUGAUGCGAGCCGUUACAGUCUUUGAGGGUUUUUGUUGACUGGCUUUGAUGACACGACCGCUCACCUGAAACAGCAAAUAUUAUUGCGUCAUAUAUGAAUGUGAUUACUGUCGUAGAGACUUCUUUUGUGCUAAACUUGAGACAUUCUGGGUUUAUAACCAUUUAAUCAAUUAUAUAAUUACAGUCAUAGUUGCACAUGGCUGUUGUGAAGGUGAACAUUAUCAUCACUAGUAAUGACUUGUGCCACAGUCAACCGAUCAGUCUGUAUAAUGCCAACCUGUUUGUGGGAACUUGCAGUGCCCCCAAGUGGGAGGGAGCUGUGCACUACAGUAGUGGGAGGGAUCACUUCUGCCCUCGACACAGGGGCACCUGAGCCCAUCUGAGGAAAAAUGAAUUACAAACACAAUUGUAACACCACUACUGUAUAUGCAUGUUUCAGUUUCAGUGGAAUCUACAAGAAAAGUUGAUUUAAAGUAACAACAAAGAAAAAUUCUAAAUGAAAGAUAAAGAACAUUAUGCAAAUACAACAGCAUAUUAAAAGUUCAAAAACAGACUUUCUAUGUGAAAGACUGAUGGGUUGAUUGAUCCAAUCCAAGAUUUGAGA